Messenger RNA from Theobroma umbraticum, 844 nucleotides. RefSeq lists its product as uncharacterized. The record is from RefSeq and is a predicted model, not a curated record. Gene Ontology annotation, biological process: cold acclimation; response to water deprivation; response to abscisic acid. Lineage: Eukaryota; Viridiplantae; Streptophyta; Magnoliopsida; Malvales; Malvaceae. Gene Ontology annotation, cellular component: cytosol; membrane.
CCUUGGUUUUUCACCUAUAAAUACCAACACACUCUCUCAGGGUGAAACCAUAAUUUGACAUUCAAACGUCACAGAUUUAGCACUUUAGUCUUAUUACUGAUAUUUGUUCUGCUGAUUCCCAACAAUAUGGAGGGUCACCAUGCUGAGGGAGAUCACAACAAGACAGUGGAAACAACAGAUCGUGGUAUGUUCGAUUUCUUGAAGAAGAAAGAUGAGGAUGUGGCCAUGGCAGAUGCCCACAAGCCAGACAAUGCGAAGGAUGAGGAGAAGGCAAAGGAAAAACUCCACCGUGCUGAUAGCAACUCUAGCUUAUCUAGUGAUGAAGAAGAAGGGGAAGAUGGUGAGAAGAAAGAGAAUAAGAGAGGAUUGAAGGACAAGAUCAAAGAAAAGAUAUCUGGCGACAAAGAGGCAAUGGAGCAUAAAGACACAUCAAUCCCAACUGAGAAUCCAGAGGAGAAAGGCUUUCUAGAUAAGAUAAAAGAGAAACUUCCUGGUCAGAACAAGAAACCAGACGAUAAUGCCUCGGAUGGGCAUCCUGCUGAAGGUGAGCCAAAGGAGAAAGGAAUCUUGGAGAAGAUCAAGGAAAAGAUUCCCGGGUACCAUGGACACAAGACUGAAGAGGACAAGGGCAAGGAAAAUUGAAGUUAAAACUAGCCAAUAAAACUGUACCUUGGAUGUUGUCUUUGUGCUUGCAUUGUGUUUACGAGCUCCCUACAAGUGUUUCUUGUGCUUUGGGAGUCUUUGUUUCGUAUUCUUGUGUUGCAUCAGUCAUUUGAUAUUUCCUUCCUAAUGUCUAGUAAUGUAAUAGUAGUUGUCUUCGAAGCCUUCACUUGGUGAAGGGUUA